GCGCGUCUGCUUGGUGAACUGGGGGAGCAUAAGCAGAAGAAAACACGUGGAAAUGAAGUGCUGGCAGGACGAAUGGAAAACAUCCAUCACUUACCCGCACCCUCCUGUGACGCAUGCAUGGAGCCAGUGAUGGAGAGGCCCCACCACGGCGGAGGGUGGCUCCUGUCUGGCAUAGUCUGCAUCAACAUUCUGAUUUUGGGCAGUGCCAUGGUCAGCACCAGUGCUUUCAGUAGCGUGGCUGUCACUGUUGUGCACCGCCAAAUCUUCUUGAUCUUCCUGCUUGUGCUCACUAUGAUGUGGAUGGUGUUUUACAUGGUCUUCACCUCCCGACAAGGCCAAGAAGCUUCAGUCAGAGAUGCAAAUGCAGGCCCAGUUUGGCUGAAAAUUGGACUUGUGCUGUUUGGCCUCCUUAGUCUCCUCAUGGACGUCUUCAAGAUUGCCCAUUAUGUCGGCUAUCUACACUGCGAUUCAGCCGUUAAAGUGGCCAUGCCUGCUGUUCAAGCGGCGUAUCUGUUCAUCCAGGUUCCUGAAUUUCUAGGAACAUUAUUUCGAUCUAAUGCAUGA
Messenger RNA from Fundulus heteroclitus (mummichog), 564 nucleotides. RefSeq names its product proton channel OTOP2-like. Gene Ontology annotation, cellular component: membrane. The coding region runs from base 73 to 564 and encodes 163 amino acids. The transcript is spliced from 3 exons. Gene Ontology annotation, molecular function: proton channel activity. The record is from RefSeq and is a predicted model, not a curated record. Gene Ontology annotation, biological process: proton transmembrane transport. NCBI's taxonomy places the organism in Eukaryota, Metazoa, Chordata, Actinopteri, Cyprinodontiformes, Fundulidae.